GGACUACACCGCCUAUAUUGCUAUGGUAGCGGCGUCCGGGUGGGCCGGGCCUCAAAGCUCCUGGCCCGACUGGGCCGCGUUUAUGGAGGACUUCACCUCCUGUCGGGCAUGAGCGGGGCCUCCCGCUGCCUUUCGCGCAGCUGCCGUAGCUUCCCGACUGUGGGCCCCCUCCGGGAACAUGCCCCAGGCUACCUACUGCUACGUGCGGGUCGUGGGCAGGGGCAGUUACGGGGAGGUGACGCUCGUGAAGCAUCGGCAGGACGGCAAGCAGUACGUCAUCAAAAAACUGAACCUCCGAAAUGCUUCCAGCCGUGAGCGCCGAGCUGCCGAGCAGGAAGCUCAGCUCCUGUCUCAGCUGAAGCACCCCAACAUUGUCACCUACAAAGAGUCGUGGGAGGGAGGAGAUGGUCUGCUCUACAUCGUCAUGGGCUUCUGCGAAGGAGGUGAUCUGUACCGGAAGCUCAAGGAGCAGAAGGGGCAGCUUCUGCCUGAGAGUCAGGUGGUGGAGUGGUUUGUACAGAUCGCCAUGGCUUUGCAGUAUUUACACGAGAAACACAUCCUUCAUCGAGAUCUGAAAACUCAGAAUGUCUUCUUAACCAGAACAAACAUCAUUAAGGUGGGCGACUUGGGGAUUGCCCGAGUGUUGGAGCACAACGGGGACAUGGCGAGCACCCUCAUCGGCACUCCCUAUUACAUGAGCCCUGAGCUGUUCUCAAACCAGCCCUACAACUAUAAGUCUGACGUCUGGGCUUUGGGAUGCUGUGUCUAUGAAAUGGCCACCCUGAAGCACGCUUUUAAUGCAAAAGACAUGAAUUCUUUAGUUUAUCGGAUUAUUGAAGGAAAGUAUUGUUAUUCUUUGCAGUUACCACCAAUGCCAAAAGUUUAUAGCCCGGAGCUGGCCGAGCUGAUCCGGACAAUGCUAAGCAGGAGGCCUGAGGAAAGACCCUCUGUGCGGAGCAUUCUGAGGCAGCCUUAUAUAAAACACCAAAUCUCCUUAUUUUUGGAGGCCACAAAAGCAAAAACUUCCAAAAAUAAUGUUAAAAACUGUGACUCCAAAGCCAAGCCUGUUGCUGCUGUACUUUCCAGAAAGGAAGAAACAAAUCAUGAAGUGAUUCACUACCAGCCAUGCCCUUGUGAGGGCUCCACUACACACGUCAUGGGUGAAGAUAAGUGUUUGUCCCAAGAGAAACCAGUGGCCACUGGUCCCUUGAAAUCACCUGCUAGCCUUAAAGGCCACACUGGCAAGCCAGAUAUGAACAAUACUGCAGAGUCAUUUGCCACAAUCAGCAAGAUAAACAUCGAUAUCUUACCUGCAGAGAGGAGGGACUCAGCAAAUAAUGGCCUAGUUCAGGAGAGUCAACCGAAAGAGUCAGACACCUCUAAUGAAGUCGACAGUCAACGCAGUAUUUCUCCAGACAAGAAGGAGCGGCUGCAGAGUGGUAACAAGUCCAGCGAUCAGCCUGAAAAUCUGCUUCCCAGAUGGUCCUCUGAUGAUGGGGAUGGGGAUGGGAAUGAACUGCUGAAGCCAUUGCAGCCCCCAAAUAAAGACCAAAAGCCAGAACAGGAUCAAGUUCCUGGUGGAUGUAUAAUAGGAAAACAGGACAGCAUCCACCCAAGACUCCAGCCACACAACUCUGUGUCUGAACCUUCCGUGUCUCGACAGCGAAGGCAGAGAAAAAGAGAACAGACUGCCCAUGGUCAGGCAGAGAGCCAGUUCCAAGAGUCACCCGCUCGGCUUUUGCCUUCUCCCCCUGCUGUUGGAAAAGUGGAUACCGUAGCAACAAAACAAAAUAAUGAAAACCAAGGUAGACCUGUGGCUGAGUCUGUAGACAGUUCAAGGAUCAGUUCAACAUCAUCGUCUAAGGAUCGACUGUUAUCGGCCAGAGAGAGGAGACGACUGAAGCAGUCUCAGGAAGAGAUGCUCCCCUCAGGUCCUUCAGUUCGGAGAACUCCAGGUGCAGCGGAGCCAGUGAAGCCACAGGAAGAAGACCAACCUGUUUCUUCCCGACGAUUCUCUUCAGACUGCAGCAUCGCUCAGGAAAAGAGACUGAUACAUGGCCUGUCUGAGGAUGAGUUAAGUUCUUCUACAAGCUCAACUGAUAAAUCAGAUGGGGAUUCCAGGGAGGGGAAGAGUCAUACAAAUGAAAUGAGUGACUUGGUACAGCUGAUGACUCAGACUCUUAAGCUGGACUCUAAAGAGAGCUGUGAAGAUCUCCUGGUACUAAAUCCGGUGUCAGAAUUCAAACUUCAUCGGAAGUAUCGAGACACGCUGGUUCUUCACGGCAAGGUUGCAGAAGAGGCGGGGCUCCACUGCGAAGAGCUGCCUUCAGCUAUCAUAUCAGGUUCUGAGAAGAUCAGGAGAAUAGUCGAAGUCUUGAGAGCUGAUGUAAUCCAGGGCCUGGGGGUUCAGCUUCUCGAGCAGGUGUAUGAUGUUUUGGAGGAGGAAGAUGAAUUGGAGAGAGAGUCCCAGGUACUCAGAAGGCUGUGACAGGAGGUCACUUGGUUCCAAGUGUUUCCGACGGGCUGGGCAAUAUAAAGAUCUGUCUGAGGAAGAGACGGGAGAGUGGGCAGCGGUGGUGGCGGUGGUCAGGGGGCAUUUGGCUGGAGGAGGAGAAGAGGACUCAGGUAGUAGUUUCUGGUUUUCUUGGGAUGCUGUGCUGUGUGGUCUGGGACGAAGGUGGUUGACGCCCAAUAGUUUGGCGUUAGUGUGGCUGCACCCACAGUCGAGUCUCGGUCCAAUAGGCUAUGCUGGGCAGAAGAGGAACUCUUGCUUCUUGGCUGAACUCUGCUGAGUUUUAGCUGCAGUCUUGCAGUAGAAUGAUAGACAUGUUGAUGUCCUGCUUCUCCCAGAAAGAUAACCUUUUACCUGGGAGCAAGGAGGCUGUUGCACGAAUCCUAAUUGGUCUUAUAAUAAAAACCCAGAGCCAGAUAUUGGGGUAAAUGCUGAAAGAUCAGAAAGACAAAGGAACAAGCCACUAGAGAAACUUCUCACCACCACUGAAUCCUCAGGCUGGAAGAGCGGCGAGAUUCUGUCUCCAUGGAUCCUUAGACUGAAUGCCUGAGUCCUUAGCCGAAAGGGCCGAACUUCUGUCUCCUCCCACGUUAUAUUCCUUUCUCUGCCCAGCCAUAUCACAUCCUGUCUCUACCUUCCUAGUGCUGGGAUUAAAGGUGUGUGCCACCAUUGCCUGACCUCUAAUCUGGCUCUGCCCUCUGAUCUCCAGGCACACUUUGUUAAGAGCACAAACGAGGUAGAUGGGCAGUGGUGGCACAUGGCACCAACACAUACAGAGAAACCCUGUCUGGAAAAAACCAAAAACAGUUUUUUUAGAUUUCACUUUAUAUGUGUGAAUGUUCUGUUUGCAUGUCUGUCUCUGCACCAUGUGCAUGCCUAGUGCUCACCAAGGUCAGAAGAGAGUAUUUGAUCCCCUGGAGCUCCAGCUAUGGACAGUUGUGAGCUGCCAUGUGGGUGCUGAAAACUGAACCUAGAUCCUCUACAGGAACAAGUGCUCUUAACUGCUGAGUCAUCUCUCCAGCCUUCUAUCUUUUUUAAAAAUUACACUAAUUUACCGUGUGUGCAUGUGCGAAUGCAUGCAUGCAUGCACAUACAUACAUGCACAUACCAUGACAAACGUGGAGAGUAAGGACAGUUGGAGAGUUGUUUCUCUCCUUCCACCGUGUGGUUUCUGGGGCUCGAAUGCAGUGCAGAGGUCACCAGGCUUCCGUGACAAGUGUCUUUACCCACUGAGCCAUCCCACCAGUGCUUGAAUGUAUUCCAUCGUGCACUCUGUGCCUACUCUCCAGCCCCCACAUUGACCCUUUUCAAGAGUAUAGACCAUGUGUUCAAUACCAUAGCACUUGGAGCCGGGCAGUGGUGUACACCCUUAAUUCCAGCAGUCGGGAGGCAGAGUCAGAUCUCUGAGUUUGAGGCCAGCCUGGCCUCCAGAGCAAGACAGAGAAACCUAGUCUCAAAAAACCCAAAAAAUAAAAAUAAAAUAACACGUGGUUUUGUAUUUUUCUAUUUUCUUCUGUUUCCUUUCUUUUCUGUUCUGAACAGGUCUCAUGUAGCCUAGGCUGACCUCAGAUCUGCUGUGUAGCUGAGGUGACUUUGAACUUACGAUGCUCCUGCUUCCCCACCCCAAGUGCUGGAAUUAUAGGCAUAUGCUGCCAAACCCAGUUUAUGCAGUGCUGGAGACGAAGGCCAGUGCUCCCUGUAUGCUAGGCAAGACUAAGUCCUAGUCCAGCUACUGGGCUUCUCUAGGUUCGAAUGAAUAGUUUCACAUUGUGUUUUUUAAUGAGGGCCUUUGUUUUGUAACAUAAACUGGCCUCAGAUUGGUAGUCCCCCUGCCCCUGCCUCCUGAUGCUGGUGUGACAGACAUGGGCUACAUUCUUAGCUAGGUUAUUCUUUUUUUUUUUUUAAUGGCAGGGUCCCAUGUAGCCUAGGCUGGUCUCAAAUUCACUAUGUAGGCUGGCCUUGAAUGCUCAAUCCUCCUGCCUCCACCUCCAGGUUGUGUAUUUUUACCAGAAUAUCAUCAAAGUGAUGCUGAGUCUUCAGUGAAUUCUAUCAGAAUAGGUAUCACAUCCAUUCAACAUACUAGGUGUUAUUCUAAAUUUCAGCAUCCAUUUCAGCAGAUCUUUGGGUUAUUAGUCAGGUCUUGUAAGCCUCACCCUUUCUAUUUUGAGAUUGGGUCUCACUAAGUUACUUGGCUUGGCUUCAAACUCACUCAGGCAGCAGGCCUUGAACUUGAGUAGAUGGGAUUCAGGUCUGGAUUUGAAGUUUCAAAAAAAAAUUUUUUUUUUAGUUUUUGAGACCGGAGAAGUUUCCAAAUUUUAUGCAGAAGUCAGCAACAUGGCUCGGCGGGGACAGGCUCUUCCAUGUAAAAGUGGAAGCGGAGGGCCACGUCCACAGAACUGCGCUCUGGCCGCCACAUGUGCACCACAGCAUGUCUGAACUUACACAGUUGUACACAGAUCAUACGCACACAGUAAUUGUAUGUAAACAGAACUGGUAAUAUCCCCCUAUAUGGCUUUCUCCUUGGUAUUGUUAGAAGUCAGACAACAAAUUCAGGAGAGUAAUAAAGUGAAGCAGUUUUUAAUGUACAAUUCAGCAGAAAAGGACAAAGCAUAGAGGAAAGGCAGAAGCAGCUGGCGUGCUGAUUUGGCACGAAACAGUGUUUUUUUGUUUUUUUUUUUUGUUUUUGUUUUUUUGGUUUUUCGAGACAGGGUUUCUCUGUGUAGCUUUGCGCCUUUCCUGGGACUCACUUGGUAGCCCAGGCUGGCCUCGAACUCACAGAGAUCCACCUGGCUCUGCCUCCCGAGUGCUGGGAUUAAAGGCAUGCGCCACCACCGCCCGGCGAAACAGUGGUUUUUAAAGUUCCCAAAUGAAGACAUUGCCAUCCCUUUCUGGCCUCCCUCUCAAAUUCUCCACCUUGUUGGUUUAGCGUACCUAAUGAAUAAUCUGGGGCUUGAGGCUGCCCUCUUUCUGAUGGCUGACUCUGUGACAAGCAGAUAUCAUCCACCAGCUUGGGGCUCAGCCUCCUGCUUAUCUGACAUGGUGACCUCUAAGGUACCUCCUACUGAAACGGACCUGUUCAUUACAGUGUGAUUCUCAGGAAAACCUUUGUUUUAAAGAUCACAGGAAUUCCUUUCCUGUUCUGUCCUGAUUUUCUUAUCUGUUUCUCAAAUAGGCACGAUUACGGGAGCACAUGGGGGACAAGUACACAGCAUACAGUGUGAAAGCUCGCCAGUUGAAGUUUUUUGAAGAAAAUGUGAAUUUUUGAGAUUUGUUCGAACGUGCUGCCAGAACUAAAGACUGUUUUCAAAGGUUUUUCAUCUAAACAACAACAACAAAUCUGUUUCAGUUACUCAGAGGCCACUAGUCAUCCUCCGGGCUCUCUUUGGGGUCUUCUUAUUAUAUAACAUUAGACAGGGUAGCCUAAUGUGAAACACGUUCACAAAAGAAAAACCUUGGAAUAUCAUUUUAUUUUUAUGAGGAAAAAUGUUCUAUUUGUUACUGUUUACUGAGCCUUAAACCAACUUUAUAUCUAGUUUAUUUUUUAAAGAUAUUAACUAGCUUGAAAUGGGGCCAGAAAAUGUUGGAUUAUAUUGUACUGCAGUGAUAAAAGCAAGAAGAAAACCUGACAUCUCCUCUACUUGCUAUUGUUUAUAACCUGAGAGAGUAGUGAUGUUUACUCCCUAAUGUCCCUCACUGUUCUGGGAGUAGAGUUAAAGACCAUGAAACUCUAUGCUGCAUUUGAACAACUUUUUUUUCCCCUUUAAUCUGAACCUUAGUGGGGUUCAGUCUUCAGACUCUUAGAACUCUUGUUCAGUCUAAAAUGUAGCUUGUAACUCAUUUCUUUUUUCCAUCAGCAAAAACAUCUCUUAAAUGUGAAUUCUUCUUUCAACUAAGCAAUGUCUAAGGAAAGUCCAGGUCCUUAGUUCAAUUGGUUAUAUGCAAUGUCUGUCUUUAUGUACAAUAAAGUGUCAGUUGAGUUUCUAUAUUUUAAAUGUGUAACUGGACAGCUGGGUGCAGUGGUGCACACUUGAAUCCUAGCACCUGAGAAACACAGGCAGGUGGGUCAUGAGUUCAGUGCUAGCCUGGAUGACAAAGUAAGUUCACGGCCAGCUCAUACUAGAGACCCUCAUCUCAAAAAAAAAAAAAAAAAAGUCAUAAUUGUAUAUCACAUGUGUUACUUAGUAAGUAAUGUCCAUCUAGAAAGAUUUUUAUAAAUAAAAUACAAGUCUUUAUUAAAUUUUCAUUUUUAAGAUUAAUUUUCUGAGUGUGUGUGUGUGUGUACAUGUACGUACAUAUGUGACAUGUAUGUGCAGGUGCCUGAGGAGGCCAGAAGAGGGUGUUGGAUCCCCUGGACUCGGCUUUGCUGGUGGUUGUGAGCCACCUGCUGUGGGUGCUGGGAACUGAACCCAGGUUUUCUGUAAGAGCAGCAAGUGCUCUGAACCACUGAGCCAUCUCUCCAGCCCUCUCACCGUUAUAUUUAAAGGACUGGAAAUUACUCCAAAUGUUGUUUGUUUUCUCAGACAGGGUCUCACUAUGUAGCUCUGGCUGUCCUGGAACUCACUGUGUAGAACAGACUGGACUCCAACGCACAAGAGAUCUGCCGACUACUUAGUGCCGGGAUUAAAGGCAUGCACCACUGGGUCAGCUCCAAGUGUUGUGUGUAGGGAAAUCAUUUUCUCUGAGAAUUACACACCGAUAUUUUAAUGAAAUGGUCUCUUUUAGUCCCUUGUUUUUAUCGUGCCAAGAGUUAAAAGUAUUGAAUAAAGUAAAACCUGUUGACCUUACAGUCUUAAAAUUCAA
This is a messenger RNA of Peromyscus californicus insignis, 7312 nucleotides long. It is a transcript of the gene Nek4, whose product is annotated as NIMA related kinase 4. The transcript has 15 exons. Gene Ontology annotation, biological process: protein phosphorylation. The record is from RefSeq and is a predicted model, not a curated record. Bases 179 to 2488 code for a protein of 769 amino acids. Gene Ontology annotation, molecular function: protein kinase activity; ATP binding. NCBI's taxonomy places the organism in Eukaryota, Metazoa, Chordata, Mammalia, Rodentia, Cricetidae.